Messenger RNA from Ostertagia ostertagi, 207 nucleotides. Lineage: Eukaryota; Metazoa; Nematoda; Chromadorea; Rhabditida; Trichostrongylidae. The record is from the annotation of a GenBank genome assembly.
AUGAUCGCUGUCGAAGCGUUCACGGUGCGCGUACCGCACGUCAAUGGAGCACCUGCUGGCGCCGCGCCAAGUCCUGGACAGGAUGACGACGAUCUCGCCAAUGAAACGCUAUUUUUCGAGCGUAAUCGUAUCAAACAACUGCAAGAUGAGCGUGUUCAUAUCCAAAAGAAGACAUUCACGAAGUGGUGCAACUCCUUUCUGAAUCGG